Molecule: messenger RNA, 807 nt
Organism: Papaver somniferum (opium poppy)
Lineage: Eukaryota; Viridiplantae; Streptophyta; Magnoliopsida; Ranunculales; Papaveraceae
Exons: 2
Coding region: 1-807 (268 amino acids)
Source: RefSeq, a predicted model, not a curated record
AUGCGAGAUUAUAUUGAUCGAGCUCGCAAUAUCAUUUACAACCUUGCAGCUGCCGAUACUGUUGUCACUGAGUCUGAAUUACGUCACUGCAUUCUUGCCGGCCUAGAUACUGCAUAUGAUGCCAUUGUUACCUCUCUUACAACUUCUAUGGGAGCCAUGAAACUAGAGGAUUUUAUCACCUAUAUUCUCACGUAUGAACUUCGUAUUGAGAACCAAGCAAAGUCACUGCAUUCUCAGCCUGUAGCUAACGUUGCAGCAUCCGGCCCAACUCGUUCAGCUGCUUCCAGCUUCUCUCGUCCAGCUGCUUCCAAUUUUUCACGUCCUCCUACUCGGUCCAGUCUAUCUUCGGCCCAACAAUUCUCCUCCCUAUCAAUCCCAGCUCGUCCAGAUGCUUCCAACACUUCGAAUCAUUCCUCUCUUCUCGGCCCAGCACAACCUUACAACUCACGCACAGAUGUGCGUCUUCCCUGUCAACUAUGUGGUCGCAAGAAUCAUGCAGCUAAUGACUGUUGGAAUCGUUUGGAUCGCUCGUUUCGUCCUCCUCAACGUCAUCCACCUACCUCUGCUUCUCGUGCUUAUGCUUCUCAAACUGGUUUGUUAUCUACACCUCCGUGGACUCCUGAUAGUGGUGCUACAGAUCAUAUAACCAAUUAUCUUUCUCGUCUCCAAUUUUCUAAUGAAUAUACUGGUCCGGAUCAAAUUCAAAUGGGUAAUGGCUCUUCUAUUCCAAUCUCUAAUGUUGGAUCCUCUGUUUUGGGAAAUCCCAACCGAUCGAUAUACCGGGAAGGUUAUUCUUCGUGGCAGUAG